Messenger RNA from Patella vulgata (common limpet), 3775 nucleotides. Its product is annotated as centrosomal protein of 76 kDa. The record is from RefSeq and is a predicted model, not a curated record. Lineage: Eukaryota; Metazoa; Mollusca; Gastropoda; Patellidae. The transcript has 12 exons. The coding region runs from base 117 to 2087 and encodes 656 amino acids.
GCGCAUGCUUAAACGUCCAUUUCCCCGGCCGUUUUCGAAACAUGACAUGACAUAUCGUAUUGACAACGUGAAUUCUUUGAUUUGAUGUCAUUUUGUUCCUGAAAAACUGUUCCACAAUGGCUCUGCCUGACGAAAAAAUUAAUGAAUUGAAACAGAUAAUUAAUAGCCAGUUGUCACAAAAUGAUAUCCAGAGACAUAUUCGUAAUGUGCUAGAUGAAGUGAUUAAAACGGAGUUUGAGGGUAAAGAAGGACAUAUCAGUGAAAAUGAAUUGAUGAGAAAACUGAGAGAAAGGGGUGUGGUCGAUAAUAUCAUGAAACAGAUGCAUUUUGAUGGUGAAAUGAACAUUCCUAAACCUGUCAGUCAUUUCACCAAUAAAGAUCGACAGCAAACAUCAGCUCAAGUUAAAAAAGUCAACAUUGAUCCGUCUAGAAGACAUUUAUAUCUUACUAUACAGGAAGGAAAGGCAUUCCUAGAACAUCUUCAUACAACAGAGGUGCUGCCAGGGCAAAAAGUAACCUCAUAUUUCACACUUCACAUUCAUUUCCGUAGUCAGCGGUUCAAGACGAAACCAAUACCAUGUGCUUGUGAACCAGCUUUCGAUGAAGGGUUUUUACUGGAACUUCAUAAAGAAUCUGCAGGUGAAGCUGGUCGUAUGGCUGACAAUACCUCCAUGUUGUCUAUAUCUGAUCCAGUUCACAUUGUUCUCAUCAAAACAGAUUCAACGGGAAAUACGUCUCUAGUCGCUUCACAUUACUUUGAAUGGAGACCUGUCCUCACCUCACCUCAAAAUAAGAUGAAAGUUUCUAUAGAACUAAAAGGAACAGGUAUAGAGAGUCAAGUUCCCGUAGGAAUAUUGAUCAUACAGAUGGAAUUAUUCCCAAAACCUCCGGACCCUUUACGUGAAGAAGUUCUACGAGCUCAGUUAGAAUUAGAAAGACAUCGUCAAGCUGACAGAAAACGAGGAUUUCUAACCUAUACCUCCCUGUGGUGGGAAGAAUAUCUCCAAAUAAGGGAUGCUCAUAAAGAUAGGAUCGUUAAAAUAUUUGCUACUGAUGAGAACGGAAACAAUAAACCUGUAACAUCGUAUAUAAAACCCUUCCGUGCUGGUCGUCUAAUAGAAACACCUCGUCAGGCGGCUAGAUUUGUGGGAUUGAUUCAUCAUGAUAAACCUAAAUCACUUGGACAAGAUAAAAAAGAACAGUGGACAAAUAUACAUUCGUUUUUGUGUAUGAAUAGAGGGGAUGUUGAGGAUCAUGCCACGUUACUAUGUAGUUUGUUAUUAGGGUUUGGUUUAGAUGCGUAUGUUUGUAUCGGAACGAGAAAUAAAGGCUCACUACACGCCUGGGUCAUGACGCUAGGAACGGAUGGAUUAGCAACAUUCUGGGAAAGUUUAAAUGGCCACAGAUAUAUUCACGAGCCUCUCGAUCCAGAUGGUCCACCAAUGUCCAAACAGAAUCGUGUCAAAUAUCCAUAUAAAACAGUCGAUUGUGUUUUCAAUCAUCGAAAAUUCUACGCAAAUAAUCAGUCUUCCAAUGCUGUAGAAGUUUGUCGAUUUGUUUUAAAUAACGAAUCUUUAUGGAAGAGUAUGUCAGAAGAUGCUAUUGGUUCAGUUUGUGGUGCUAUGGUUCAAUCGUCAUGGCCACCAUUAUCGUCUUCUACGCUAGAUGAAUCGUUUUCAAGUAAUGAUCUUGAACAACAACUCAGGCAGCUGGUGACCGAACAUAGACGGGAUCAAGGUUUAACGAGUAUAUGGGACGAUGAAUUAAGUUAUUUAUUAACACCAGCGCUAGCCUCAUAUGAAACAGAAAGAGUAACAGGUAUUUCAGCAGGUAAUGAAGAAUUUCAAGAUGCAGUGAAACUUUCUGUUUUAGAAGAUCAUAAUUUUAAAGGUUACCCAAUCCAGUUUACACAUCGAAACCCUAGAAAAAUAUUCUCCACGUGUUUAAAUUCCGCCGUUUGUAAUGAAAUAUUAAACUGUCGUGGUGAUCAAGUGAGACUGGGUGUUCGUGUGCGUGUUUUUGCGUACCCAGAAUCUGCCUGUGCUACAUGGAUAAUGUUUGCUUGUAAAUAUAAAUCAGUUUUAUAAUCAAAGACAUCAGUAAUCUUCUUUACUACACUUGAGUUAUUUUAUUUAUUGUUUUCCCAGAUUCUCUCUGGAUUAUCAUCCUUGAUUCAAGGACAAUUUGUGCCCAGACUAUUAGUCCCUUAGGACUAUUCAUCCCCUGAUAACUCAUCCCAGGACUGUUCGCCCCAAGGGACAAUAUGUCCCAGAUAACAGAAACAAACAGUUCUGUAAAAAUGAUCAUAUGUUUAGAUGGUUUCCUACUUUUCGAUCUAGGAUUGAAAAUUGGGGUUCAAUGAAUGCAGGCACCCCCAAACCAACCCAAGGUGUUUUCAAAAUAGGCAGAAAAUAAUAGUCUUCAGGCAGGAAGAGGGGAAACUAAUGAUUUCUUCCACCAUUAGACCAUAGACAAAUAAGACCAAGGGGAUGAAUUGUCCAGGGUCAAAUAGUCCUAGGAGACAAAUUGCCCAUGGACGAUUGGUCCUGUACCCAUCAUCCAUAUUGUUAAAAUUCUAACUCAUGACGUCAACUGACAGAUUUCUGCCAUUCAGGAGACAACCCCCUUACAUUUUGCUUCUAAAUGUUGUUUUUUUUUUCGUUUUGAGUGAAGACUGUAUCACUACAGGCCCGGCACUGUACAGCACAGUGGACGCUUACGGCUGGCCCCCGUAUCCAUUCAGUGAAGCCCCUGUGUCACUACAGGCCUGGGAUUGUACAGCACAGUGGAUGCUUACGGAUGACCCCCGGAUCCAUUCAGUGAAGCCCCUGUAUCACUACAGGCCCGGCACUGUACAGCACAGUGGACGCUUACGGCUGGCCCUCAGGUCCAUUCAUUUGAUUAGAUAUCUGUUGUUUAUUUCUUGUAAUGUCUGUAUAGUUUGUCUUGUCCACUGGUUUGUUUUGUGUGUAUUGCAGUCCUCCUGCACUUACUAGUAGAACCUCGUAAGAUAAAUAAAAAAUAUUAAUAAUAAUAAUAAUGAUACUUAUAUAGCGCCUUCUUCACUUUUUUUACAAAACAAAUCUGCUCGAAGUGCAUUUAUAUUGCUCUCAAUUAUAAAUCACUUAAACAGCCAAGUUUUUAAGUGACACUCGAAAACAGAUAAGGAUGGAGAAGUGUUAUUUGGUCUUGUAGAUAAACCAUUGUGAUAAAUAUAUGAGUUUGAAACUCGAUUAAAAGUUAAAGCAUGUAUAUAUGAUUAUAGUAGUAACUGUUAAGGCAUGUAUAUAUGAUUAUAGUAAUAACUGUAUAGUAUUGAUAUAUGAUUAUAGUAAUAACUGUAUAGUAUUGAUACAAAAUAUAAAUUAAUAUUAUAUGGGGGGCUGUCUACGAUAUCACCCCUGGUGGAAGAAAUGAUAUAUAGAUCCAAAUAUCUUGUCUACGAUAUCACCCCUGGUGGAAGUGGAUGUAAAACUCUAGAAACGAACGAUAUCUGGUUAAUACAUUGUAAAUUAACUUGAUAUGUGGUUAAUACAUUAUGUGGUUAAUACAUUGUAAAUUAACUUGAUAUGUGGUUAAUACAUUGUAAAUUAACUUGAUAUGUGGUUAAUACAUUGUAAAUUAACUUGAUGUGGUUAAUACAUUGUAAAUUAACUUGAUAUGUGGUUAAUACAUUGUAAAUUAAAUAGUUUUUGUAUUAUAAAUUAAGAGUACCUAUAAAUAUUAAAAUGUGUUUUUCUAUAUUAUUAUAAAUAAAUACUAUCUUUGUUACGCA